AUGCGGUCUUUCGCCCCCCUGGUCCUGAGCCUCCUCGGAGCUACUGCGGCUGUCCACGCCGCCGAUGCUGAGGCCGAAGCUACUGAUGCCAAUGCCAAUGUCGUCACGCUAACAACGGACACCUUUGAUGAGUUCGUCAAGGAGCAUCCACUGGUGCUUGCUGAGUUCUACGCGCCCUGGUGCGGUCACUGCAAGUCUCUUGCCCCCAAGUACGAAGAGGCUGCAACCGAGCUGAAGUCCAAGGACAUUCCCCUCGUCAAGGUGGACUGCACUGCGGAGGAGGAGCUGUGCCGAACCUACGAGGUUGAUGGCUACCCUACACUCAAGGUGUUCCGUGGUGCCGACUCGCACAAGCCCUACGCUGGUGCCCGCAAGACUGACGCCAUUGUUUCAUACAUGACCAAGCAGUCGAUGCCUGCUGUCUCCAGCGUGAACGAAGACAAUCUGGAAGAGUUCAAGGCUCUCGACAAGAUCACCAUUAUCGGAUACGUGGCCUCCGAUGACAAGACCUCCAACAAGAGCUUCACUACCUUUGCCGAGUCGCAGCGCGACAACUACCUCUUCGCCGCCUCCAACGACGCUGCCCUCGCCAAGGCCGAGGGAGUCAAGCAGCCUUCCAUCGUCCUUUACAAGGACUUCGAUGAGAAGAAGGCCGUAUACGAUGGAAAGCUCGAAGAUGAGGCCAUUCUGGAAUGGGUCAAGACCGCCAGCACUCCUCUUGUUGGCGAACUCGGCCCCGAGACUUACUCGAAGUACAUGGCGGCCGGUAUCCCCUUGGCUUACAUUUUCGCCGAGACUCCCGAAGAGCGUGAGAAGUUUGCUGAGGAGUUCCGUCCCAUCGCUGAAAAGCACCGCGGAGACAUCAACAUUGUCACCCUCGACGCCAAGCUGUUUGGUGCCCACGCCGGCAACCUCAACCUUGAGCCCGAGAACUUCCCCGCCUUCGCUAUCCAGGAAACCGCCAAGAACGCCAAGUACCCUUACGACCAGACCAAGAAGCUCGAGGUCAAGGAGGUUGCCAAGUUCAUCAAGAAUGUCCUUGACGGCAAGGUCGAGCCUAGCAUCAAGUCCGAGCCCAUCCCCGAGACUCAGGAGGGAUCUGUCACCGUUGUCGUUGGCCGCAACUACAAGGAUGUCGUCAUUGACAACGAGAAGGAUGUCCUUGUCGAGUUCUACGCUCCUUGGUGCGGACAUUGCAAGGCUCUUGCUCCUAAGUACGACGAGCUCGCCGCUUUGUACGCUGAUGUUCCUGAGCUGAACGAGAAGGUCACCAUUGCCAAGAUUGAUGCCACUGCCAAUGAUGUGCCUGACUCCAUCACUGGAUUCCCCACCAUUAAGAUCUACCCCGCUGGUGCCAAGGACGCUCCCAUUGAGUACGCUGGCUCCCGUACCGUUGAGGAUCUCGUCUCCUUCAUCAAGGAGAACGGCAAGUACCAGGUUGACGGUCUUGCUGACGGUGCCAAGAAGCCCGAGCAGGAUGGCGAGGUCACCUCAUCUGCCGCCAAGGCCGCUGAGACUGCUUCCGAUGAGGAGGGUCACGAUGAGCUGUAA
Molecule: messenger RNA, 1551 nt
Organism: Penicillium antarcticum
Lineage: Eukaryota; Fungi; Ascomycota; Eurotiomycetes; Eurotiales; Aspergillaceae
Gene: pdiA
Product: protein disulfide isomerase PDI1
Exons: 4
Coding region: 1-1551 (516 amino acids)
Biological process (GO): protein folding; response to endoplasmic reticulum stress
Cellular component (GO): endoplasmic reticulum
Molecular function (GO): protein disulfide isomerase activity
Source: RefSeq, a predicted model, not a curated record